Symbiodinium necroappetens is the source of this 636-nucleotide messenger RNA. The record is from the annotation of a GenBank genome assembly. NCBI's taxonomy places the organism in Eukaryota, Dinophyceae, Suessiales, Symbiodiniaceae.
AUGAGCGACGCCUCUCAAAAGCUCAUAUUUGCUGCUGCCGCAGGCAAUCUGGAGCAGGUGGAGCGGCUGAUCCUGAAAGAGUUUGCCGACGUUGAAGCGAAGGACGGCGAUGGGCAGACUGCUCUGAUUGCCGCUGCUCGCGCAGGCCGGCUGAAGGUGGUGCAGCGGCUUCUGGAGUUACGUGCUGGCAUCGCCCUGAAUGCCAUGGAUGCCAGUGGUCGCACAGCCUUGGACCAUGCUGUGGAGAACGGGCACAAGGAGGUCGUGGCAUUCAUGACUGCAGAUGUCAGCCUGUUGAACUUCAGCCAGGGCCUCAUGCCAGCAAUACAACGUGGCGACGAGAAAUCGAUGAGCCUGAUUCUCAAAGCUGCAAUGCCCACUGAUGGACAGCCGUGGCCGUCUUGGGCAGAUGUGAAUAUGCGAGAUGUCAGGGGACAACCUUUGCUGCAUGCAGGAGUGAAGUCGAAGCGUCCCGGCUUGUUGUCAGAACUUCUGCGCCAGCCUGGGCUAGAAGUCAACAGCCAAGACCGCUAUGGUCGCACUGCCUUGGACCUCGCAGUGGCAAACGGUGAGGAAGAGAUGGCCUUCUUGUUGCAGAAGAAAGGAGCCCAGUCCAGCGAUGAUCUCGAAGACUAG